AUGUUUGAUGGAGGGACAACUGAUGCUAGAGUUGGUAUUAAUAUGGUGAAAGAUACAGGUUUAUGGGGUUUAGCUGUUUUUGGUUGCUCAUUUGAUGAAAUUAGUGUUUAUGAUUCUCUAUUCCUUCAAUUGGGUUUUCGAAAGGUUGAUUCAGAGAAGUGGGAAUUUUCAAAUGAAUGGUUUCUAGGAGGACAGAAGCACCUACUGAAGAAUAUAAAGAGGAGGAGACAUAUUUUUGUGACAAAAAUCGCCAAUUACUUCGGUUGGCUUCCCAAGGGUGUUACAAGUGUGAUUUACGGAUUCGGUCCUACUGAUGAGAGUGAACUGGAUACAUUAAGCAAGGAAAGAAGCUAUUUGAUGGUUGAAAUUCAACAACUAACAAUGUCAUUUUUGGCUAAAGCUUUUGAGAAUCCUGAUUUUGUCCAACAAUUGAUUGAAAUGAGUGAGAAGAAGAAAGAAUUGACUGUGGUGGAGUUGCUAAGAAGAGAAGAUUGCCUGCCACCCUCGGGAAGCCUAGAGAAUUUGCAAAAUGAACUAGUUUCGGCUGCGAUGGAUACAGUUGAGCAUGAACCUGGCGUUGGAAAUUGA
Molecule: messenger RNA, 588 nt
Organism: Papaver somniferum (opium poppy)
Lineage: Eukaryota; Viridiplantae; Streptophyta; Magnoliopsida; Ranunculales; Papaveraceae
Product: heat stress transcription factor A-2-like
Exons: 5
Coding region: 1-588 (195 amino acids)
Biological process (GO): regulation of transcription by RNA polymerase II
Cellular component (GO): nucleus
Molecular function (GO): DNA-binding transcription factor activity; RNA polymerase II cis-regulatory region sequence-specific DNA binding
Source: RefSeq, a predicted model, not a curated record